Fomitopsis serialis is the source of this 5790-nucleotide messenger RNA. RefSeq lists its product as uncharacterized. Lineage: Eukaryota; Fungi; Basidiomycota; Agaricomycetes; Polyporales; Fomitopsidaceae. Gene Ontology annotation, cellular component: cytoplasm; nucleus. Gene Ontology annotation, biological process: peptidyl-serine phosphorylation; phosphorelay signal transduction system. Bases 286 to 5472 code for a protein of 1728 amino acids. The record is from RefSeq and is a predicted model, not a curated record. The transcript has 14 exons. Gene Ontology annotation, molecular function: ATP binding; protein serine/threonine kinase activity.
GUAGUGUGUGAAUAUGCCCGUGCCUCGGCCCCGCCGGAUUUGAGGUUGGCCCCGUCUCGCACUGGUCACGGUCGCCCACCGCUCCUGCGUAUCCAAGCCACGUCCCAUCGUCGUCCUAUCACUCGUCCAUGUCGCCCUGAGCCCCGCCACCACCGUCUCGUUGCUCUCCUUCUGUCUCUCCCCCUACCCCCGUUGCCACUGGACCUGCCAGCCCAUAUCCUAAUCGCAGUGUCUCGUCGUCCGACUUAAUCUGGUCCCGUCUUCUGCCCUCAAGCCAGGACCUCUAUGUCCGCCGACUCCUCUCAUCCUCGACGCCAGCCACCAAGUCCCCUCGUCUUCUCCCCGGAAACAGCACUACCCCCCAUCCUCCACAGUCAUGUUUCUUCGUCCAGCAACAAUGGCGCCGCUAAUGCACACGCCUCUUCCUCCAACACGGUCUCCAUGCCCUUCGUGAGGCGUCAUGUUACGCGCCGUCUCAAGGCCGCAAAGGCAGAAUGCGACAAGGAGCUGCAGCGGACUACCAACUCAAUCACUGCCUUCUUUGAGGAGCGCCUCAGGGAGGGGGAUCACGAGGCGGAAUUCGAGCGCGAGCAGAGGGAGCGCGAGCGUGGCCCAACGCGGGAGUCCAACCUCCCGGACUCGCAGCCGGAGCCUCUCCGGGAAGCGUUCGUCCUGCAGCCGGCGGAGCUCAGGUCCGCGUUGCAGUUCGACGAUGUGAGCUCUGAUGGCGGCUAUGAAGCCGACCCAGAAGGCAAUUAUCACAGUCGACAACGUGCGUGUCUCGAUGAAGAUCCUGCGACCCAGCACUCGCUGAUCUUCGGGCCACCGUCGCCCGGGCUUCUCACAGCGUCCGUGUCUUCCACAAGCCCCGCCUCUCUGCGGCGCCAUUCGACUCUUCCCCGGGGUCAGUCCGUGACCAAUGUCGCGUCCUCGAGUACUGGCGCCUCCAGUCCUGCGCUGAGUUCUGUCACCAGUCCGACACCUCCACCCGAGGUGGUCAGUCCGCGCAAGCAGAGCGCCGCUGCACAGUCGAGGGAUUGGAGUGCGCAAACCCUUGCGAACCGAAGACUAUCCCGCACGAUCCAUAUUCCCGUCCGCACACCUCGCUCCGGUGCAAGUUCGCGUUCCGCGUCUCGCUCCCGGUCUCCCCUCCCACGGGGAUACCAAGACCAGGCUACUAACAACCGCCGUUCCUCGAGGAUAUUGGUGGAUGACCCAGUCGAUCCGAUCAUGACUACCCUGUACGAGCUGAUUGGCAUUGCGACGGACGUUCAGGAGAUGUCCAUCAACCAGCUCACCGCCAACCCGAAGGUCUGCGAGCAGCUCGUGCAGCGCGUGCAGAACAUCGGUAAGGCGUGGGACGAGCACCCGGAUUGGCACGGACGCAACUGGUACGUCCAGGUACUGCUCGCUAUCGCGAGUCUGUCUCGAGUGGUCGAGUGGUGGGAGGCAGAGAAGCAGUUCUGGAACUUUGACGACAACGACGACGAGCAAGACGAAGCUCUCACUUUCGUGCUGAGGCCUGCGGACGAGGAGGAAGGUCUGGCCCCGACUCCCUCGGUCCGUGCUGAGGCGGCGGGAACCGGUGCGCUUCGCUUUCAGCAGGACGAGGAGAGUAAGCUUCGCAUGUCCCGGACCGUCAGCCAGACUCGUCGGACCAGGGAUGAAACACCGAAGGACUUGUCUAUGACGCCCGCGAAGGAGAACGACCAGCCCAGGUCGACGUCAAAAUUUACUGACAACAACGAAUCCGCGAGGGUCCUAGCCACCGAGCGUUACAACCAGAAUAUCGUACUGGAGCUGAGCAUGGAUGGCGACCACUUCAUAUGGGUCAACUAUGCAUGGCGGAACGUUAUCGGAACGGACCAGGAGGACCUCAUAGGAACGCGGAUAUCGCGGUUACUUGCUCCGGCUGACUGGCACGUCUUCCGCGAUGCGACUCGGCGGCUGCUCGACGACGAUUCACGCAUCGUGGAGGUGCGAUUCAGACUGAAGGUCAUUGACGCUGAACCCGGUCAGUCGUCGUACAAGAACCUGUACCAGCAGAUGGUCGGAACGGGUAUGCUCAUGAUGGAACGUGAGGAGGGUACACCGACGCAUACAAUGUGGGUCGUCAGGCCCAUCGGUCAGCCGGAAUGCCUGGAGCAGCCUCCUUCCAUCUUGCUCGAGUCUGGCGAGGUUGGUGACGAGCCAGCUUCCGCUGAGGCGACACAGGCGUACGAGCCUGUUACCCCCUUCCCGUUCGCGCGGCCGAUCAACAUUGCGCCGAUCCUCUGCCGCAUUUGCGAAUGCGAGGUACCGCAGUGGUACUUCGAGAAGCAUAAUGAGACGUGUGCGGAGACGCACCGGCUCGAAGCUGAAAUCAGCGAGUGCAACGAGUCGAUCGGCGAGCUUCGCAACACGAUUCGCGACUUGUUGACGGCAAUUGACCGUUCGUCGCCCAUGACGGCUCCCGAAUACCGUGGCAUGCCCAUCUUCUCCCCGGCUACCUCACCUGGAUCGUCUUCGCCGCUUCAACUCCUCCGUGCGCCGUUGAAGAUGAAGAAACUGAGCGUGAAGAAGCUGCAGCGUCACAUCCUUGAGCAACUCGAGGACAUCCUGCAACUCUGUAGCGAAAUCUCUAUCCCUGCGUUGAAGGACGAGGAAUCGGCCGAGCCCAUCGAGAGGCAACGCCUCUUGUCGCCUGCCUCAGAGCGGAAGAUGUCGCAAGUCCGACGAUGGGGCAAACCCUCCAUCGAGGACGGGGCGCUCACGCAGCUGAUCGAGGACGCCGAGCGUGUUAUGCGACAGAAAGUCGACAACGUCGUGCGUAUGCAGAAUACGAUCAAGUACUCGGAGAAGAUCCGUCAGGAGUGGGCGGACAAGGUCGCUCAGACCCUUUCGCAGAUGGAGGAUGUUGCUGAGGAGGACGAGGAUGAGGACGAGGACGGCGAACAGACCGCAGAAGGCUCAGAGGACGAACAACAGGGCGAGCAAGCGGAGGACCGUACCAGUAACACUAUUGACUACGCCUUCGGCAGUCAGACGGCGGAGCCCACUCCUAUCGCGUCGACCUCGCCGAUUCCGUUCUCCGGCGGUCAUUCGGGCCAAACUAUCGACCACACUCUAGCUUCUAACUUCAGCUCACCUCUCCUUCCUGUCGCGCCUAUUCCUGCGUAUCCUCCGAGCAACUUGCAAACACGAUCAUCUACGCCGUCUUCUAUCUCGUCUCCUCUAGCAUUAGCGGCCCCCAUAGUGUCGUUCGCAACAUAUCCUGCUCACGACCUCACACCACCGCCCAUGGAUCUCAACGAGGUCAAUCAGACCACAGUUCGGCCGCGGCCGUCGCUAGGCAUCCUCGAGCCUCGCUUGCUCAUCACUCCCCCUCUGUCGCCUUUGGUCUCACCCGAAGACCAGUCGCAGACGCGACGACCGCGCAGGCGACGGCACUCAAACUGCAGCGCAACCCAUUCUCAGCCCGACCAACUCGGUGUCGGGCACUCCAUUAUCGCCUCGCCUUCCUUCUGUCGCGCCGCUGUCCAGACGACACCUACGUCAAUCAAAGACUUCGAGAUCAUCAAGCCUAUCAGCAAAGGCGCCUUCGGCUCCGUCUUCCUCGCGAAGAAGAAAGCCACUGGCGACUACUUCGCGAUCAAGGUGCUCAAGAAGGCGGACAUGAUCGCGAAGAAUCAGAUCACGAACGUCAAGGCAGAGCGGAUGAUCCUUAUGAAGCAGGCUGAGUCGCCAUUCGAAUGGACGCGCAACUACAUCGCAGAGGUCGUUCUUGGAUUGGAGUAUCUGCAUCAGCGCGGUAUUGUACAUCGUGACCUAAAACCGGAUAAUUUGCUCAUCGACCAGCACGGUCACCUCAAGCUCACUGACUUCGGGCUGAGCAGGAUUGGUCUCCUAGGUCGCCAAACACGAGACGCUCAACUUCCCUCGGGAUGCGCACGCGGUUCGUAUUUUACGCAGAGGACCAGCUCGAUUCCUCGGCUAGGAUCGUCGCCUUAUUUGUCGCUUUCAGAUGACCCCUUACAGUCAUUCGCAACUGAAUUGACUACCGAUCUUCGCUCUCAUCCUAACCCUGGCGGUACGCCGCCCGGUGACCAGAAGGUGACCAUUCUAGGUCUGCGCGGCGAUGACGCUGCCGUGGAUUGGUGGGCUCUGGGUGUCAUCACCUAUGAAUUUCUCUAUGGGAUUCCUCCGUUCCAUGACGAAACGCCUGAGAAGGUGUUCGAGAACAUCCUGUCGGGCCGCGUACAAUGGCACGAGGGAUACAUGGACAUCUCGCCCGAGGCGAAGGACUUCAUGCAGCGGUUGAUGACACAGGAUCCCUCUCGGCGUCUGGGGGCCAAUGGUGCCGACGAGGUCAAGGAUCACCCGUUUUUCGCUGGGAUCGAUUGGGACAAGGUCACGGCUACCGAGGCGGCAUUCAUCCCGCAAGUCACAGAUCCUGAGUCUACUGACUACUUCGAUCCUCGUGGAGCAGUGCUGCAGCCGUUCAGCGAGCCCGACCACCCUACAAUGACCACCACUCUUGGCUCCGAUAGUCCCGCGCCAUCUGCUGACCUUGACCCUGCUUCCGCUUCUGCGCCCCCCGCCCUUGCCGACACAACCGCAAUGUCGCCCUCCGACGACGAUUUCGGUUCCUUCAGCUUCAAGAACCUUCCCGUCCUGAAACAAGCCAACGACGACAUGAUUCGGAAAAUGAAGACCGACCAGAUGGCGCCUUUGUCGCAGACGUUGUCAGAACCGGCGAAUCUCCACACCCGCCGCAAGAGUGUAUCGGCCAAGGUCAACAUCAAGAAGCCGACUAGCCAACCUUCGCCUACUAACCCGCCUUCGCCCGCGACCUCGACUUCGUCUAUUGCCUCCUCGAUGUCGCGAGGUCCGCCUACACCUGGAAGUGCUAGUGGCCACGUCCGGAAACCGUCGGAUUAUAGCACUGUUGAGCGGUUCAAGCUCAACCACCUGGAAGGCGACAAUGUCCGCCGUAACUCCAUGCCCAGCCGCCUCCGGACUGCGUCAGUGUCCACGAACGGCGAGAGCGUUACGUCUGACUCUUGGGGGCUGCCACCGGCGACCGGGCCUAAUCACUACGAGCUGAACACGCCACCGUCGUCAGUCGCCUCGGUUGACCUAAAGAGGGCGCCUGAUCCGUCAGAUCGGGCUGUGACAUGCCUCCUGGCGGAAGACAACCCCAUCACGGCGAAGAUCAUCGAGACACUGCUCAUACGUCUCGGGUGCCGCUGUGUUGUCGUGGCGGAUGGGUCGGAAGCUAUCAGUGUUGCCAUGGGUGACAUAAAGUUUGACUGUAUCUUGAUGGACCUUCAUAUGCCAAUACUGGACGGUGAAGGAGCCGCCCGAUACAUCAAAAACAGCGGCAACAAGAACGGAGAUACCUAUCAUUGCUACCUGUUGGCCACGAUGCGACAGCUAGGAUUCAAAACGUCGACUGUGCAGGGCAAGGUCGUGGGCAGGCGGCAAAACUGACCCCCGCACGAUGAGCACUAUUUUAACGACCGUCACGAUCUCAUUAUUCGUUCUUUUCCGUCUGCGUCUCUCCUCUCACGCUGCUUUUCGGAUUUCCGUGUUCAUGCAUGUCUCCGGCAAUAUUUCUCGUUCUGCUACUCUCAUUAUCAUCAUGCAUCAUCCUAUCCGCAUCGCUCUGCAGCAACCAUCUCUCCGCAUUUUCCUCUUCCCUGCAUUGUAUUAAGCUAGCUAGAGGUACUUGUGAUAUUAAAUAUCGGGCAUGGCCUAGCUUCACGUCUUCGUCAGAUCGUGAAAGACCAGACUGAUGCUCAAAUGGAG